GGGCGCGGGGAGCGGAGCGGCGGGCGGCGCCCCUGCACCAUGAACAGGCUGCGCAAGUUCUUCCGAGGCAGCGGGCGGGCCCUGGCGUUCGUGUUCGCGGCGUCCGUCCUCUGGCUGCUCUUCGACAUGGCAGCGCUGCGCCUGUCCUUCAGCGACGCCGGCUCCCGGCUGCUCCAGGCGCGCGGCGUCCGCAGGGAGCCGGUCGGAUUCCAGGCGCGGCCCGGCCCGGCCCAGGCGGCGCCCCCGCACGGCGGCGGGGAGGGCGGGAGGCCCCCGGCGAGGCCGCGCGGGCGGGACCCGGGGCCCCGGGAGCGCCCUCGGGGGGCGGCGGGCACCGCGCUGCGGGCUGACGCCGCCCCGGCCGCGGCCCCGACGGACGGGAGGACGCGCCGCGCGGGAGGCCGGGUCGCCGCUCGGCGGCCCCCUGCGCCUCUGCAGCCCCGGGCGGGGGCUCGCGCCGGGCCGCGCACCGCCCAGCGGGACCUCGGGCCCGCGGCCGCGGGGGGCACGGCUCGGGGCACGGCCCGGGGCACGGCUCGGGGCACGGCUCGGGGCACGGCUCCGGGCACGGCUCGGGGCACGGCUCGCGGGGCUCCGCGCGGCCCCCCCGCAGCCGCGCCCGGAGGCCGAGCGGCCGCGACCUCUGCGCGCGCGGGCCCCGUGGGCGCACCCGCCGAGGCCCCGACGGCUCCCGGGCUCCGCGCUGGCCCGCGGGCGCCGGCGGCCGGGCGAGCCCCGGGGGAGGGCGGCGGCCCCGGGGGGGGCGCGCGGCCCGGCAGCCCAGCGGUGCCCGAGCCCCGGGGAGCCGGCGCCCUCGACGCAACGGGGCCUCCGAGCCGAGACCUAGCCGCGAACCGAGGCGGAGCCGGCGAGACCCUCGCCGUUUCCCAGCCCGGGGCCAGUUCGGGAGGCCCCCGGGGGCGGCCAGCCGGGGAACCCGGGCGGGGAGCGGGGCCGGCGGGGGGCGCGGCCACAGCGGCUGCCGGGGGGGCGCCCGGUUCCUCCGCAGGCCACGUUGUGAUCGUGAGCAAGGAGGAGCAGCCAAGGCCGGAGCCCAGGCAGGUGCCUGGAACAGAGGCGGGAACCGAGGCCGAGCCCCCCGCUGCCCUGGGGGACAAAGCCACCUCCGGGAAGGGAAGCCAGGCCGCCGCCGCCGCCGCCCCCGCCGCCCCCGCCCCGGCCGAGCCCCCGCGCGCAGGAGCGCCCCCUGCAGGCCUCCGCCCAGGUCGCCGAGGAGCGCCGUCACCUGCACAGCCCGCCGUGCGCCGGGUGUCGGGGAUCGACGCCACACUUUCUCCCAGGGACCCCGAAGCCCCGGGCCAGUUUGGACGGCCCGUGGUCGUUCCCCGUGGGAAGGAGAAGGAGGCAGAAAGAAGGUGGAAAGAGGGAAACUUCAACGUCUACCUCAGCGACUUGAUCCCCGUGGACAGAGCCAUUGAAGAUACAAGACCUGCUGGGUGUGCAGAGCAGCUCGUUCACAAUAACCUCCCAACCACCAGUGUCAUCAUGUGCUUUGUGGAUGAAGUGUGGUCUACUCUCCUGAGGUCUGUUCACAGUGUCCUUAAUCGCUCUCCUCCGCACCUCAUCAAGGAGAUUCUGCUGGUGGAUGACUUCAGUACCAAAGACUACCUAAAAGAUGAUUUGGAUAAAUACAUGUCUCAGUUUCCAAAAGUUCGGAUUCUUCGCCUCAAAGAGAGACAUGGCUUAAUAAGAGCCAGGCUGGCGGGAGCACAGAAUGCAACAGGUGAUGUGUUGACAUUCUUAGAUUCUCACGUGGAAUGUAACGUUGGUUGGUUGGAACCUCUUCUGGAAAGAGUUUAUUUAAGUAGAAAGAAAGUAGCCUGUCCAGUAAUUGAAGUCAUCAAUGAUAAGGAUAUGAGUUACAUGACAGUGGACAACUUUCAAAGAGGCAUCUUUGUGUGGCCCAUGAACUUUGGUUGGAGAACAAUUCCUCCAGACGUUGUUGCAAAAAACAGAAUUAAAGAAACAGAUAUAAUAAGGUGCCCCGUCAUGGCAGGUGGAUUAUUUUCUAUUGAUAAAAAUUACUUUUUUGAACUUGGAACAUAUGACCCUGGACUUGAUGUCUGGGGUGGAGAAAAUAUGGAGCUCUCAUUCAAGGUGUGGAUGUGUGGUGGUGAAAUUGAGAUCAUUCCCUGCUCCCGAGUGGGCCACAUAUUCAGAAAUGACAAUCCAUACUCCUUCCCCAAAGACCGGAUGAAGACAGUAGAGCGGAACCUGGUGCGGGUUGCUGAGGUCUGGCUUGAUGAGUACAAGGAGCUAUUCUAUGGCCAUGGGGACCACCUCAUAGACCAAGGGUUGGAUGUCGGAAACCUCACUGAACAACGGGAACUUCGAAAGAAACUAAAGUGCAAAAGUUUCAAAUGGUACUUGGAGAAUGUUUUUCCUGAUUUGAAGGCCCCCAUUGUGAGGGCUAAUGGUGUGCUUAUUAACGUGGCCUUGGGCAAAUGCAUUUCCAUUGAAAACACCACAGCCACUUUGGAAGACUGCGAUGGGAGCAGCGAGCUUCAACAAUUUAAUUACACCUGGCUAAGACUUAUUAAACAUGAAGAGUGGUGCUUAGCUCCCAUCCCUGAUACUGGGGCCCUGAGGCUGCACCCUUGCGAUAACAGAAACAAAGGGCUAAAAUGGCUACAUAAAUCAGCGUCAGUCUUUCACCCAGAACUGGUGAAUCACAUUGUUUUUGGAAAUUAUCAUCAGUUGCUAUGCUUAGAAGGAAAUGUUUCUCAGAAGACCUUGAAAGUUGCUGCUUGUGACCCAAUGAAGCAACACCAAAAGUGGAAAUUUGAGAAAUAUUAUGAAGACUAAAGAAUAACUAAUAUUUUAAUCUACUAAACCCAUUAGACACUGUGAAAAUGACAGUGGAUGUGGGGACUGUAUUUCUCCGUGGUAGUUUACAUUUUCAAAAUUAAUAGCUUUGAACAGGAGAUUUAAAAACCCACAAUAUUUGAGAAACCAAAAGUGAGCUCAGGGAAACAACCUAACGUUGAAUUAGAGUCCUUCUUCAGUUCUUUGUGGCCUUAUGAAUUGCCUGCUUCCUGCCUGUGCUGGAAGGACCUCAGCCUGCAAGUUUCCCCCAUGCAAUCAAACAGGUAACGGGAAAUGAAGCUAAAAGUAUUUGAGAAAGUACAGUGAUAUUCAUGAUUGAGUUUGAUAAUAACCAGCUCUUUUGGCCCACAAGUAGGUAUAAUCAAUGGGAACCUAUUCUUUUAUUUGCUUUUUUUUUUUUUUAAUUAAAAAAGUUACUUGAGUUCCUAUGAUGAAAAGACCUCAGAAACACACAGCUGUCAUCUUGGUGAAGUCCCUCCCAGCUACACACAUGUUCACCUAACAGUAUGAAAGAGUAUCAUAUUCCUCAAUGGUAGAACUUUGAUCUGGAUGACUACAUAAUGGUUUUUUGUUUUUGGUUUUUCGCAAUCUGAGUCAGUGGAAAAACUUUUAAGUGAGGAAGUCAAAUGCUUAUUCAGUUCUAGAUAUGGACAUUGUUUCAAUUCAUUCUGUGCCUUUAAAACUACACUUUAAAGAAACAAUCAUACUAGUAACUUCCUAGACUUAGGUAGAUAUUUAAAAAGAAAGAAAAAAAGACAAAGAAAAAGGGGCUGGGUCACAGUGCGCUGUAGUCACCAAAAAUACACUUAAUUGUUGAACACGCUGCAAUGUAAAACAAAGCAGAAAUGAACCACUGAAAAAAAUUAAAGAUUUAUAUAAAAUACUACUUUAGAUGUAACAGCAUUCACAGGGAUGAAGCAUACUAAAAAUAGCUCUAAAAGAUUUCAAAGCAGAAAUAAAAUGAAGUAAAUAUGAUGAAAGGGGAAGAAAAUGAGGUAAACAACCCUCUGGAAGACAGUUAAGAAAAAAUUGACCUAGGCUUGACCAGAAAAGAAAAGGAAUCUCGUACCUCUAUGGGGUGGAGGUGGGGGAUAAGGCCAUAGAUGUGGACCUAAUGGUAACACUGAUGAAUUUGAGGAAGAGUCCAUGAGAAAGAGUCCAAUAUUUCUUCCAUCCAAAUUGAGUUCCUAAUCUUAGGUAUGACAAUACUUAGGCAUAUCACAAGAGAUUCUAGAAAUCCAAAUAUCCUUUGUAUUGAUUUUUGAUAAGAAAAUUCAUGCCCAGAAAACACAUUACCUGCCUAAGAGUCCCACUCCAGAUAGUGAGAGAUGAAGAUUAGAAUUUGGAUCUCCAGAGACAGGGCUCAUUACACUGCCCCAGGACUCCAGCCUAAACAAAUCCGCUCCACAGCAUUCUUAAAAAGGAGUUACAUAAACCUUGCUGGGAUUGGGUCUCUGGAGCCAUGCUAUACGCUUGUUAAUAUAAAAAAACAAAGCUUUGUUCAGUUGAGCUGAUGGUAAAAGUGGGCAUCUUUAGUUUUGACUUCCUAUUUAAAAUUUAAUUUUAUCUCCCAAUUAAUUACACAAAAGCAGAGCUAUAACUAUGACUCAGAAGGGGAAACAGCUCUGCCUAUUUGCAUCAUACUUAAGAUGUUUUAUUCAGAUAAUUGACAUUGCAGAUGAGAUAAGAGAAUGACUAGAAAAUGAGAUAAUUCUUUUCAAAACAGAGCCAUAUGGGGGAUAAAACACAAGUCAGUUGCCAAAGGAUUAACUGAAUUGCUGACCAAACUGAAUGUGCUGAGUGCCUCAUGCAAUUCUUUGUGUAACUGCAAAAAUGUUGAAAGGUUUUUUUGCCCCCAGUCUGAAGACUCUUUUUAUUCAAAAACAGUUUCCACAAAACACAUCAAGUCUGUUCAGAAAAAGAUGAGUUAUGGUUUGGCUACACGUACCUUUGGGCAUACCAAUGAAAGAAAUUUGAAUGUUUUUCACCAAGACCUUCUACAGUCUGUUUAUGGUCUUCCUGACUUCACCUUGAUAUAAUAUGAAGCUCUCUUGGAAUCUAUCUUGUCAAUGUAGCAAAGGAUUGUUUUCAUACAUGGUAUGUUUGUUCUUGGGAAGAAUUUUAAAAACAGCUUUUACCAUGUAUUUGCUCCAUUACCCUAAGAUGUGAGGAACAAAUCACUAAUUAGAAAUCUUACAGGCCUAAACUUAAGAGUAUUGGCUAAUUGUGAAAUCUUCUACCAACAUUUUUUAAGCAUUAUCCUCUAAAUUUUGUUUUCAGAAGCUGUAAUAAAGGUGUAAAUGCUACUCUAUCUCUCUGGUACUUCUAGUGAGAAAUCCCUGAGUGUGACACAUUCAGGGUCCUAUUCAGCCCUAAAUUCUUCAGUAGGAGGCUGUGUUAUGGGAGACCUCAGAGUUUUGCCUGGAUUGCCUUGAGUCAUUGCUUUUUCUUAGACAAGUGUCUGUAUAUCUUGUUACCUUAAACACAAGCAUAGUUUUGAUAAUAUUAUGCAGGAUCCAUGCAAUCAAAAACUAACUUACCAGAGCAUCUGAGACCUUCUGAACCUUCUGGUUUGCACAGUUCCUUUCCCUUUUUCAACUGUUACCCAGAGCUUCUCCCUGAAGGAUGACACAGCUGUUGUUGGUACAACCAUGUUUUAUCACCAGCAUCAAAUUUGCUCAGUUCUGCUUGCUGACAUUCAAUCAGCUGUCAUUCACAGGGCCAAAAACCACCAUUUGCCAUAAUCACAAUGGAUUGUUUCUCCACAGCUAAUUUGGAAAUAUUCUCUUAGACAAAAAACAAAAACAAAAACAAAAACAAAAAAACCUUCCUUAUAGUAUUACCUUACAGAUUGUGGAGGGGCAAAGAUACCAGUUAGAGUGCAUAAGAAUUCAAUUUCUCCAGUCAACCUUGAAUUUAUGAACAUCUUAGGAUGAUUUUCAAGGGGCUCUCACGCAAAAGAGUGGGGUUGAGGCUGGCCAGAGAGUUACCAUCUUUAUUUAACAACUCUAACUUCUAUGUUCAAACACAGAAAAUAAAUGAUGCCUCAGAUAAGGAUCCCAAUAUCUGGGAUAAAAACAAGAAUUUAUAGUGAAUAAAGGGAAACAGAUGAGAAUUGAUUCUCUUAGAGUACUCACCGUGUGCUAGGUGCUGACAGUGCCCCAUCUCACCAUUGUGCCCAACUCAGUGAGUUAGGUUCUUACUCUUUCCAUUAUGCAGACAAGGAGGAUGGCUGAGAGGAACUGUCUAAGAGCAUUCCACCAGCAAGAGAUUAAAAUCUAGUUUCCAUUCUAUCUAGCUGGGAAAAAAAAAAAGAAAAAAACGAGUCUCUUUAAAGACAACAUGCUGCUAUGAAUUGUCGGGGUUUUUUUUUUUUCCCUUUAAGUAGGGCCAUCAACUCAGGUGGGCUCAGUUGAAAUCCCUUCAUUAUGAAGUCAAAUGUCUUUGGUCUUCCUUGGCUGCUUUAUAGAUAGAUAGGCUAUAGAAGCUACACCCUUUCUGCUAACCAACUGAAAUGUAGGCUUAAGGUUAGCUAUCCCCACAGGUUUUGCAAUGGUCUAUCUCCUUGACUUCUUGCAGGACAUAUUCUUUUCCAUUUCCUAUAACAAAUAUGAGAAGGAGAAGCAGACAUAGAGAAAUUGCUUCUCUAUAAAUGAUACUGCCAACUCUUUCUGCCCCCAACCGUUAAUCAAAGCCAACAGAUUGCCCAACUUGAACAGAGUUGGGAAGUAAAACAUUGAAGACUCCUUUAAUUUAAAAUACAAACUAAAACUCCUUUUACUUAAUUUUGUAGAUUGUCACCAUGGUGCUUUCCCAACAACUUUUGUGUAGGUUAUUCAAAAAUUGCUAUGAGCCACAUGACGAAGUGAGAAAAGGAAACCAACCAAAGUUAAUGUACAAAAUAUUUAUUUUUCAUAAACAGCCAUUCCACGGACAAGUUUGAGUAAGCAAUGUAAAGUGUUAAAUACUCCUGAUGAGGUUUAAUGGAUGGUAUUUCAGGUGUUGGUGAUGCCUGUACCUAAAAGGAAGGAAAAAAAUCCCAUCACAAUAAGCAGAUUCAGUGCCUCUGUUUUCAACCUAAUGGGUCAACUAGUAGUUACCAUUCCAAUUAGGGUUUCUUUGCAAGCUUAUGUGAACCAUUGCUUUGCAAAAACAUACAGGAAAGUUCUCAUUUUUCAGCAAAUACAACUUCUAAUACAGCGAGGUUCUAAUGAUGAUAGUUGCCAACAAUAAGUAACAAAUAAUUUCUUUUAAAACAGGCUAUUUUAUUGCUGAUUGAUUAGUAUUUGCUAGUUCAAGGAUAUUAGUCAAAAAUACCUAUAUAAAAUAAAUUGUUUAUAUAGAUACAAACCUAAUUUUUUGAAAGCCUAAACUAUCUUUACUUGACCAAAAGCAAAUUGAUCUUCGUAAAUAUAUAUGUAUAUAUACAUAUAUAUUCAUAUAGAUAAAUGUGUGUAUAUAUUCAUAUAUUAUGUCUGUAUAUAUAAUUAUAUAUGUGAGUCUAUAUUUUAUGCUUUGAAGCAGGAGAGAAUAAGACCAAGAGUUUCUACAUACAAGUAUAAAGAAAACUAUGAAAUGCUUUUGGAUAUUUUUAAUUCUUUUAAGUGCACAGCUUUGUCUACAUCUGACCUUCUGGACAAAAGUAUCUCCAAUGGACUUUCACUCUGGGUGUUGUUUUCCAUACUUGAAGGGAGUAUGCAAGCUCUAAAUUAUCAAGAUAUUUGUUAUUCACUUAGGAUUAUGCACAUGCCUUAAUUCUCUUCCUUCAAACAACUGCUCAAAUGUUGCUAGUUUUAUACAAAUUAGCUGUAAGAAACGGACAGAAAAAGAAGAGAAGGCAAAGGUCAAAUUAGUGAGUUUUCUUAUUAAUUACCUAAAAACUUCUGUUGAUGGGAGAACAAGAUUGGAACUAUGGAAUUUAAAGGGAUUUGGAGUUAAUUUGAACAUUUUGAAGUACCCAAUUUUUCUGCCUCUCCCAACUUAAGUUAUUGUAAAGAAGGACUCAAAUAUGUAAUUUUAAGUUGCUAACUAAAAAUUCAAUUACUUUCCAAAUUCAUCUCCAAAAUUCUCCCACACUGGCAGUUAAUUACUAGGUAUUGUCCUUUGGUUUUGUAGUUUGCCAUGUAUCUGUUGGGUCAUUUCUGCUGUUGAUCACUACCCGUGUCGCUGUGUUUAUGUGGAUUGUAUGGCUUAGUCACUCGUGUUCCUCAUGAGCUGUAUACACAUUUUGGUAUUCAUAUUUACUAUGUUACUGUCUGAUAUUUUAAUAUUGGCAAAUGUUUGCUAUAACUUUUGACAUUACUUUUUAUAGCCUUCUUGUUUUUAUAGAGCAAUGAAAGUUAAGCCUUUAAAAGUAGUUGCCUUUUACAUGUGGUCAAACAUAUUUCUUCUUUAUGAUACUCUGGUGCUUCAUCUUUUUCCAUAAUUCUCUAUUAUUACUUAUUUUAAAUGUUUUUCCUAUCACUCUGAAAAACUUAAAUGUCCGUUCUUCAUUUGAAAAUGCGCCAGAAGUACUACCCCAUGUAAAUAUGCAGAAACAAUUAUUAUAAAAGUGUCACCAUGGUUUAAAUGGCUAUAAAGACAUAUAUAUUUUUAUCAAGUUGUUGGAGUUAAGAUGUAUCUAAAACAAGAGCUCAGUUCCUAUAAAAAUAUUACAAAUUUUUCAUGAACAUUACAUAUCUACCUGCCAGAAAUCUUUUUUUUGCAAUGGUGUACAUAAUCAUUUUAAGACCUUUUUGAAAUAAAUAAUGCCUUUUUGAAUUUAAA
Canis lupus familiaris (dog) is the source of this 8613-nucleotide messenger RNA. RefSeq names its product polypeptide N-acetylgalactosaminyltransferase 5 (gene GALNT5). The record is from RefSeq and is a predicted model, not a curated record. The transcript has 10 exons. Lineage: Eukaryota; Metazoa; Chordata; Mammalia; Carnivora; Canidae. Gene Ontology annotation, cellular component: Golgi apparatus. Bases 40 to 2826 code for a protein of 928 amino acids.